AUGCGUCAAACCCGUUUUCCUUACUGUGGGAAGAAUUUUGAGCGUGAAUUUUUGAGAGAAAACGUCUUUGGUCUUGGAUCUUGUGGUAAGUGGGAAAAAAAAUAUCUCGGGCAAUUUCUCGAAACAUUUCUGCAAUUUCUCAAAAAAAUUUCUUCGGACCAUUUUCUUCUCUUCAGUUUUUCGACACCAAUCGCCGACACCAGAGCCGUUAAUCCAGACGGGUUUCUCCGAUCGUUAAGCAGGGUUCCUUGUACCAGAAAGACGCAACAUGGUAGCUGUGGCUGCACUUCCAGACGCAACACGUUUGGAACUUCUCAUGUAGCACUUGUUCAUAGAGCUCGUCUAACAUCUGGUCAGGUCUUAAUGGUUCUAGGCGCUGCUGGUGGCGUCGGUCUUGCAGCUGUUCAAAUCGGAAAAAGCCAUUGUUAUUGCAGUUGCAAGGGAGUUCUAUGCAUUGGCUUUCUGAAGCGUGCUCGACAGCAGAAGGAAAUUUCAAGAGAACAAGCUGUCAAGGAUCUUGAGGAGAUAGACAGACGCAGAGAAGAGUUGGAACAAUUGCUCGUGGAGCAUACGAGUAGAGACGACGAGGUGUGAAUGUGACAUUGUGACCACAAGCAAAGCUUCAUUGAAUGGACUACAUCUGUUUCAUUUUGUAUUAAAUGAUUGUGUGAGCUCUCUGUUUUCAUCCUCUCACUUGGAUAAUAAUAACAACCAGCUUUUUUUUGGUCUACUGAAAAACGUAGUUUUGAUCUUUGUCGUAUAACAUAUUUAUGUUAUAUGCAAAUGAUAUCUGAUCAAAGUUUUUUUUUGAAUAAUGAAAUUUGAUC
Messenger RNA from Eutrema salsugineum, 827 nucleotides. RefSeq lists its product as uncharacterized. NCBI's taxonomy places the organism in Eukaryota, Viridiplantae, Streptophyta, Magnoliopsida, Brassicales, Brassicaceae. Bases 1 to 594 code for a protein of 197 amino acids. The record is from RefSeq and is a predicted model, not a curated record. The transcript is spliced from 6 exons.